AUGAGUUUCGGUUUCGGCGUCGGUGACAUUAUCAAAGCCGUCGAGUUUUGCCACAAGCUUCGGCGCGACUUUGCAGACGCUCCCCGUCAAUGGAGAGAAAUAAACGAGGAAAUGAGAAGCUUGUCAAUCGUGCUCGGGGACGUUGAUGUGUGCGUCUCAACAGGACAUAUAUCGGACAAAGACGCCAAGGACCUUUUAGAAACAGCCUGCCAAUGCCGUAAUAUCCUCGAUGAGCUGGCCGAGAUCGCCAACGCAAACCGGGUGUUAGGAAAGAGCAGUAUUAGCGCCUCGGACAAUGCGACACGAGUCUGGAAAAGACUCAAAUGGGAUCCAGACGAUAUUCGUGAUAUCCGAGGACGAAUUAGCUCAAAUGUUGGCCUCCUAAAUGCCUUCCACCACCGAAUUGCCAGGAACAACACGGUCAGGCUCAUACAACACGUCGAGGAUCGAGAGCUUCGAACAGUGCUGACAUGGCUCUGUCCGGUCGACUAUGGCGUUCAACAGAGCGAUCUGAUUGUGAGACGGCAGCCGCACACUGGCGAGUGGCUUCUCAACUCUCAAGAGUUUCAGCGGUGGCUUGAAACGCCCGGCGCGACGUUGUUUUGCCCAGGAAUUCCCGGAGCAGGAAAGACCAUGAUGACGGCAGUUGUAGUCGACCAUCUCCUGUCACGCCCCGAGUUUGCUGAAGGUGUCGGCAUCGCCUGCAUCUACUUCAACUUUCGCCGCGCCGAAGAGCAGACUUUCACCCACCUAAUCGCUGGUCUUGUCAAACAGCUAGCACAACAAGACUCAUUUGCUGCUGGAGAGCUCAAAAGCUUAUACGAUACUCAUUCUCCACGCGGGACACAGGCAACCGCCGACGAGUUACUCAAUGUGCUUCACGCCAUUGCAGCGCUGCCUUCAUUCUCAAGGCUCUUUGUCAUUGUUGACGCCCUAGAUGAAUGUCAGUCUAGCGGAAAUCUCAGAGCCAAGAUUCUCUUCGUCUUGUGUCGUCUUCAACAAAGAGAGAAGUUGAACAUAUUUGCAACAUCUCGAUUCAUUUAUGAGAUACGAAAUACUUUCACCAAGGCCGGAGCCAUAACAGUCGAGAUUCGAGCCUCUAACGAGGAUAUUCAAGCAUACCUAGAUAGUAUCCUUAGCACACUUCCUGGAUGUGUGAGAAGGAGCCCACAGCUGCAAGAGGAGAUCAAGAACACAGUCUUGGAGGCCGUCAACGGCAUGUUCUUGUUGGCGAAGAUAUACGCGUCGUCAUUGGAAGACAAACUUACGCCCAAGGCAGUCAGAGCCACUCUUGGCUACUUCCGGAAGCAGGCAUGUGCCUGCUUGGCCACAUUGAUGGUAGCGAAUUGGGCGCUUCCUUCACUACAGUUUUACGCCGCAGAACACUGGGGUCGUCAACUCUCUCAUGCCCCUUCGCGUGCUCAGCGGAGGAGGCAGGUCAUUGACUUCCUGAGGCGAGACAAUUUGAGCCCGGCAUUGGCUCCAUGUAUGGGCUUUGACUUCAGUGAACGUCUGGAAAUUGCUUCCAAUUUGGAAAUGACUUCUCGGUGUCAGAUUCAGUUGAAAGGUCUUCAUCUUGCCGCGUAUUUCGGUCUGACAGAGGCCAUGAAUGAGAUUCUAGCGGAUGAAACAGACGACAGUGCACCAAAUGUCCCUGACAGUAAAGAAAGAACGCCAUUAUUCUAUGCCAUCAGGUCAGGAAACGAGGAAGCCGUCGGCCUACUGAUCCGUCACGGAGCAAAGGCCGAGACCUGGACCCAGGGCGGCCUGACACCACUGACAGUGGCUGCUGAACACAACCAUGAGAAGAUCGCGCAGAUUUUGAUUGACAAUGGAGCAAAAAUUGACCAGACAGCUAUUGCCUGGUCAUUUUCUGGAUUCAAUCAGUCGACCACAGCCCUCUGCAUCUCAGCCGGCCAUGGACACACAGGAAUGGCCAGAUUGUUGCUGACCCACGGCGCUGAUAUCGAGUUCGAAAAUAAGAAAGGCGAGAUGGCAAUCUUCAUUGCUGCUACUGCCGGCCACGUGGAAGUCAUGCAAAUGCUCAUCGAGAAGGGCGCCGAUAUCGAGUCCGCAGACAUGACUAUGACUACACCCUUGAUGCAAGCCUGUCGCCACAAACGCCUUGAGGCAGUGAAACUUUUGCUUCACGAGGGAGCCAAUCUCGAAAGGAUCAACAAUGACGGCAAAACAGCAAUGUCGAUUGCCGCGAGCUCAGGAAGCGAGACUAUUCUCGUCGCACUCAUGGAAGCAGGUGCCAGAAUAGACCUUGGAGACUUCCUAGACCAAACUCCACUUCUUUUAGCAGCCACGGAAGGCCACGCAAGCUUAGUUGAGAUACUUCUCUCCAAGGACGCCAAUGUUGAGGCAUACCGCAGGUUCAUUCACCGCAAGGCCUACUUUUGUGAACCGAGGAUAUCGGACUUGACACCGCUCCAGGCAGCUGCAUACUAUGGACGUGCCUCUGUUGUUGUUACAUUGCUCGACUACAGUGCCGACAUUGAAGCUAGAGACGCUGAGGGAAGAACGCCGCUUAUGAUAGCUGCGUGGCAGAAGAAAUACGUCGUCGUCAAGUUAUUGAUAGAUCGUGGAGCAGACAUCCAUGCACGAGAUAGAAUGGGUAGAAACGCUCUGUACCCAAUUUGGAUACGUAGGGAUAAUAAGGAGAUAGCGAGGUUGCUGCAUGAUAAGGGGGCGAGAUUGAGGGGGAGAAGGGAGAGAAAGGCGCUUGAGAAUUGGCUGAACGGUACACUCCGCCAGCACGAAGUAGUUUGA
This is a messenger RNA of Ilyonectria robusta, 2775 nucleotides long. RefSeq names its product ankyrin repeat-containing domain protein. NCBI's taxonomy places the organism in Eukaryota, Fungi, Ascomycota, Sordariomycetes, Hypocreales, Nectriaceae. The transcript has 3 exons. The record is from RefSeq and is a predicted model, not a curated record. Gene Ontology annotation, molecular function: protein binding. Bases 1 to 2775 code for a protein of 924 amino acids.